Silurus meridionalis is the source of this 9325-nucleotide messenger RNA. RefSeq names its product collagen alpha-6(VI) chain-like. Gene Ontology annotation, molecular function: serine-type endopeptidase inhibitor activity. The record is from RefSeq and is a predicted model, not a curated record. Lineage: Eukaryota; Metazoa; Chordata; Actinopteri; Siluriformes; Siluridae.
UCCUGUCUCACACUUCUGCCUCACUUUCAUGCACUUAACUUCAACUUUACAAUAGUGCCUGCUCUGUACUCCAUUUUUUUUUUAUCACAUUUACUAUCAUUGACUGAAGGACACUUCAAGACUUACAUUUGAUUCAAUGAGAUCUACAUUGAAGUUUUGAGAUUACUGAGGCCAUGGGAAAAAUAAAAGGACUGCUGCCACUCAUUAUUUUGGCAUCAGGUUUUCUUGUAAGCAGUGCACAAAAAACAGUAUGCACAGAGGAAGCAUUAGCUGAUAUCGUCCUCCUGGUUGAUGGUUCUUGGAGUAUUGGCAAUGAAAACUUCCAGAAGAUCCGUGAUUUCCUCUUCAAUUUGUUGAACAGUUUUGAUGUUAGUCCUGAUAAGGUGCAAAUUGGCCUAGUGCAGUAUAGUAACUCACCCCACACUGAGUUUUACCUUAACAGCUUUGAUACCAAGCAGAAGAUUCUUGACUACAUCACAAAACUUUCAUACCGAGGCGGUGGCACCAAGACUGGAUUAGGGUUAAACUUCUUGCUGACACAGCACUUUGUAAAAGAAGCAGGCAGUCGUGCUGGAGAUGGUGUGCCUCAAAUUGCUGUGGUUAUCACAGAUGGACAAUCACAGGACAAUGUGGAGGUGCAUGCACAGGACCUAAAGCAGAAGGGAAUCAUACUUUAUGCCAUUGGUAUUAAAGAUGCUGAUAUGGAGCAGCUGAAAGAAAUCGCUACUCAGCCACAUGAGCAGCACAUCUAUGGCGUAUCUGAUUUCACAGCUUUGGAAGGAAUCUCACAAAGUUUUAUUCAAGUUCUCUGUAAAACAGUGGAAGAAGCCAAACGCCAGGUGUCUCAGAUACCACAAGGAUGCAAGGCUGACAUUGUGUUCCUAGUGGAUAGCUCUAGUAGUAUUGGUGAUGCAGACUUUCAGAAGGUAAAAAAGUUCCUGCAGACAUUCAUAGGGGGUCUUGAUGUUAAGCCUGAUAAAGUCAGAGUAGGACUCGCACAGUUUAGCAAUGACCCUAAACAAGAGUUCCUGUUGGCGGAAUAUGCGAACAGGAAUGACCUGCUGGAUAAAGUAGAGAAACUCACCUACCUAAAAGGAGGUACUGAAACGGGAAAAGCUCUCACUUUUAUCCAAAAUAAUUACUUCACAGAGGCAGGAGGCAGUCGGAUCAAUCAGAGUGUGCCUCAGAUUGCUGUAGUGAUCACAGAUGGUGAGUCUGCUGAUACAAUGGACAUUCCAGCCAUGGAGUUACGGAGAAAGGGUGUGUUAAUUUUCACCAUAGGGGUUGGUGAGGCCAGCAUUAAAGACUUGCAGUCCAUUGCUAACAAACCGCAUCAGCGUUUUGUACUCAGUUUCACUGACUAUGAGGAGCUGCUAAAGGCAACCACAAGAACAGUAGAAAAAGUAUGUAUUUCUGUGGAGGCCCAGCAGCAAGCUCUUGCGCCGAAGUUUGCAGAUGUGUUUGUGUUGGUGGACAGCUCAGUUGAGCAGACACAAAAGGUGACACAGUUGCUAAUUCGACUAGUUAACCAACUUAGCGUGGCGAGUCUGUCUAAUCGGCUGGCUUUGGCUCAGUUUGGUGAAGAUGUUUCAGUGGAAUUUCGUUUUGAUGCUUACAAAACAAAAAAUGAAGCACUCACACUUAUCCGCAAAUUCCAACUAAAAGGCCCUGGGCAGAAGCGCAAUCUUGGAAAAGCUAUGGAUUAUGUUCGCACUCACCUCCUCGAUACUGCAGCAGGUAGCCGAAUUGCUAAAGGUUAUAAGCAGUACCUGCUGGUGGUAAGCAAAGGAGAAUCUGAUGACAAUAUAUUUAGAGCAGUUCGUGCAUUAAAGGAUGAAGAAGUGACUCUUAUCAAUUAUGACUUCAGCAAAGAAUUUAGCUUUGUAUUUUCACCUGCUGCACCCGGAACACCUGGACCACGUGGCCAUUCACCACAGACAGUACCUCACACACAUGCUAUUCCUGCAAAAAACAAAAAUGUCAUUGAAAUAACAAAUGAUGUGAAGACUGUCAUUGGAACAACGGAAAUGGUGACAGUAACUGGAGACUGCAGGGCAGCUGAAUUGGCAGAUAUAGUGUUUAUUGUGGAUGUGUCCGACAGCAUAUCUGGUUUAAACUUCAAACUGGUCCGUGACUUUCUCCACCGCAUGAUUAAUGGCUUAAGCGUUAAUCGCACUGACAGUGUACGAGUGGGAAUGGUGUUGUACAGUGACACACCCACAGCUGAAUUCUACCUAAACACUUUUGAUUACAAAGAUGACAUCCUGCAGUACAUUCAACUUUUGCCCUUUAGAGGUGGAAAAUCAAAUACUAGCAAGGCUCUGAAAUUUGCAAGAGAGAAAGUCUUCACCAAAGAGACAGGCAGUCGGCGUGACUUUGGAGUGCAGCAGAUUGCUGUAGUUAUAACAGAGGGGGACUCCUUGGAUAAUGUCACAGUUCAGGCUACAGAACUAAGGCGCAGUGGAGUCCAGGUCUAUGCCUUAGGAGUCACGAAAGAUAAUGUGGAACAGCUGAAAGAGAUUGCAUCUUAUCCUUCCAAUAGGUUUGUGUUUAGUGUGGAAAAUUUCUCCAAGCUUAAUACAAUGGAAAAAAUGCUGAGGAAGACUCUGUGUAACAAUGUUGUUCGUUCAUCGGUUGACAAGUCCAGUAGAUACACUUUAAAGCAAGGAUGUAUCCUGACAGAAGAAGCUGACAUCUAUUUCCUAAUUGAUCAUUCUGGGAGCAUUUUUCCAUCAGACUUCAAGGACAUGAAAAAGUUCAUUCUUGAGUUUCUGCUUAUGUUUAAAAUUGGACCAAAACAGGUUCGUGUGGGUGUGGUAAAAUUUGAAAGUAAGCCCACUCUAGAGUUUAAACUUGAUAAGUAUAGUGACAGAGCUUCUAUUGAAAGAGCUGUGGACAGCAUUCUGCAAAUAGGUGGAGGCACACAGAUAGGACAGGCUCUGUCUUUCAUGAGCCCACUCUUUAAAGAGGCUGAACAGACUCGUGGUACUAAGGUUCAAGAGAUUCUCAUUGUUAUUACUGAUGGAAAGUCCCAGGAUGAGGUGAAAAUGCCAGCAGCACAACUGAGAUCACAGGGGGUGACCAUUUAUACAAUUGGAGUAAAAGAAGCAAAUGAGCAAGAGCUGCUUGAGAUAGCAGCGGACCCAAAGAGGAUGUACUUCGUCACCAACUUUGAUGCGCUGAAACCCCUCAAGAAUGAAAUUAUUACUGAUAUUUGUGCAGAAGACGCUUGCAAGAACAUGUUGGCAGAUGUCAUAUUUUUGGUUGAUGGGUCAGGAAGCAUCGACCCUGUGGACUUUUUAAAGAUGAAAAAAUUUAUGAAUGACAUAAUUUCGAAGUCUAUAAUCAACAAGGAUAGUGUACAGGUUGGAGUGGUACAGUUCAGCUCAGACGCAAAGGUGGAAUUUGCCCUCAACAAAUUUUCGGACAAAAAUGAAAUGCAACAAGCCGUUAAUGAUAUGCAGCAGAUGAAUGCUGGCACUAUGAGAAAUGCACUCUACUUUGUGUCAAAGUAUUUUGAUCCACUAGAAGGGGGCCGUCCCAGCACUCCGCAGAUUCUCAUUGUAAUCACGGAUGGGGAAUCUCAGGAUAAUGUUGCUCUGGACGCAGCAAAACUCAGAGAAAAGGGCAUUACAAUAUACUCUAUAGGUGUUCUUAAUGCAAACAGCACCCAAUUGCUAGAAAUCAGUGGAAAUCAGAACAAUGUUUAUAUGGAAAGAGAUUUUGAUGCCCUGAAUUUCCUAGAUAAAGAUCUCUUGCUUAAGAUCUGCACUUCUGUUAAAGAUUGCCAGAAAUCACAGGUAGCAGAUGUUGUUUUCUUAGUGGAUGAUUCCAGCAGCAUUUCUAAUGAGGCUUUUAAAAGUAUGAAGUUUUUUAUGAACUCAGUGGUAAACAACACAGAGGUUGGAAAAGACAAUGUCCGUUUUUGUACUAUUCUUUAUUCUGACACACCUAAAACCAAAUUUCCACUUAAUCAGUAUUAUAGUAAACGAGAGUGCGUGAUGCUAUAAGUGCUCUGGAGCAACAGGGUGGGAACACAUACACAGCCAGCACUACUUUACUCACUGAACUACUUUAGCGAAGCCAGUGGUGGCAGAAGCAAAAAAGGUGUCCCACAGAUGCUGUUUGUCAUCACGGACGGUCAGGCUACAGAUGGUAAAAUUUUAAAUUCAUCUUCCAAUGAGCUUCACAAACAUGAAGUUAGUGUUUAUGGUAUUGGAGUGGCUGAGGCAAAUAUAACUGAGCUGGAAACCAUAACCAAAGACAAGAGCAAGAUUUUCAAGGUUGAUGAUUUCGAAGCUUUGAAGACACUACAGUUCAACAUUUCCAGUGUGAUUUGCAAUAACACAAAACCAGAGUGUGAGAAAGAGUCAGCUGAUCUGAUCAUUUUGAUUGACGGGUCUGAGAGUAUUAAAGAGAAUUCUUGGAAGAUCAUGAUAUAUUUUAUGCUUAGCCUCAUUGACAAUCUGCGCAUCAAACCCGACCUCUUUAGAGUUGGUGUUGCCCAAUUUAGUACAGAUUAUGGCAAGGAAUUUUACUUGAAUAAAUUUGAUAAUGUAGUAGAUGUGAAGAAAGCCAUUGAGGGUAUUAUACAAAUGAAGGAUGGAACAAGAAUUGGAAAUGCUUUGGAUCAAGUGCAAGAGUUUUUUCACGCCAGCAAAGGAAGCCGCAUUCAAGAGGGAAUUUCACAGAACCUCCUGUUAAUCACUGAUGGAGAAUCAAAAGAUCCUGUCAAUAUUUCCGCUGAUAAAUUAAGGGCCAAGGGCAUUGAGAUGUUUGUAAUAGGAAUAGGUGACAUCUCACGGCCACAGCUAAACUACAUUGCUGGGUCAUCAGAAAGGUUGUUUUUUGUCAACAAUUUUGACCACCUUAAAUUAAAUAGAACAACACAGCAAGUGGUCAGCAGCAUCUGCGCUCAGCACCAAAAGGAAAAAGAGGGUUGCACUGUAGAUAUUGGUAUUGGGUUUGAUAUCUCCCGCAGUAGCUCACAGUCACUCUUUGGUACCCAAAAUAGUCUGAGGAAAUAUCUGCUUGACAUUGUAAAAUACAUCUCCACUCUGCACAACUUGUGCUGUCUACCCCAGCAGCCUUCUCUGCAAACCAAUAUUGGAUUUCGUUUGGUUGCCAGUGAUGGCAACAUAGUUCAUGAUGUUAACUUUGAGCACUACAAUAUAGACACAGUAAAGAAAGUGCUGGGAUAUACGUCUCAGGAUUUGGCUUUUAAUACCCAGCUUCUGAGCUCUUUUCAGAAUAAGUUUGCAGCAUCAAGAGCUGGUGUAAAAGUAGUAAUUAUUUUUACCGAUGGCCUGGAUGAAUCUGUUGAUGACCUCAGGGAUGCCUCAAUGAAUCUCAGAAACAGUGGAGUCCAUGCACUAAUGACAGUAGCACUAGAAGGAGUUAGAAGCACUACAGACCUACAGACGCUGGAGUUUGGACGAGGAUUUGUCUACAAUGAUCCUCUUAUGAUUAGCAUGCCAAAUGUGGCCAGUGCUCUGCAGAAGCAGAUUGAUGCUGUGGCCUCACGAGAGUGUUGUAAUGUGAUGUGUAAAUGUACUGGUCAUGAAGGGGUGAGAGGGCCUCAAGGAGUGCCAGGGACAAAGGGUUCUUCAGGAUGGACUGGACAUCCUGGCUUUCCUGGAGAUGAAGGAGGAAUUGGAGAGAGGGGUCCACCAGGUCCGAAUGGAAGCCAAGGACAUCCAGGCUGUCAUGGGAGAAGAGGUUUAAAGGGUGGCAGAGGCUACAGGGGUGAAAAUGGUGACGAUGGAGAACAUGGCUUGAAUGGAGUAAAUGGAGAACAUGGUGUAACUGGAUUGCCAGGAUACAAAGGAGAGCCAGGAGAUUCAGGCAGCCCAGGCAAGAAGGGUGUACAAGGAAUUCCAGGUGUUUCAGGACAAAAAGGACUGAGAGGUGACCCGGGUGAUCCAGGUUUAGACAACAAUGUCCGUGGUCCUAAGGGUGAGAUUGGAUACCCAGGCCUACCGGGUGAGCCAGGCCCGGAUGGAAGUUUAGGCAGGCCUGGAGAUACUGGCAGUCCUGGUCAGCAAGGAAGAAGAGGUGCUGCAGGUCAAACAGGUAAUAAAGGACCUGCAGGAGAAGAUGGAUUAAACGGAGCUCGUGGAUUUCCAGGGCCACAGGGGCCAGUAGGUCCUGCUGGUACUCCAGGACAGAAAGGAAUAACUGGUUUUCCAGGACCUCAGGGACCACCUGGCAAACAGGGAUCCCUAGGAUCUAAAGGAAGUAUAGGACCUAGGGGACCAAAGGGUCAGUCAGGAGAACCUGGUAAUAAAGGAGAAACUGGACCACCAGGCCCCAGGGGCCCUUCGGGAAAUGAUGGUCCAGAUGGAUAUGGGUUUUCAGGACCAAAAGGACAGAAGGGGGAUCUUGGUUUUCCAGGACAUCCUGGACUUCAGGGUGAAAUUGGAGACAUUGGGCGCAAGGGAGAUAAUGGGAUUAAAGGCCAAAGUGGAAGAGGGGGAAAUGCAGGCAGGCCAGGAGGAGAUGGUGAUCCUGGUGAUGGUGGACGGCCUGGACACAGGGGCCCUAAAGGACCACCAGGAACAAGGGAAAUGUCUACAUGUCAACUGAUCAGCCGCGUACGAGACAAUUGUGCCUGCUGUAAAGAUAAAGCAGCUUGCCCUGUCUACCCAACUGAACUGGUGAUUGGUCUGGACAUGUCUAAUGACGUUACUUCUUCAUUAUUUGAAAGAAUGCGCUCAACUGUUCUUUCUCUGCUGGACAGCAUUGAUAUUGCUGAAAGCAACUGUCCCACAGGGACACGAGUGUCUGUGGUCUCUUACAGUUCUAACACCAAGUACCUCAUCCGCUUUUCUGACCAUCGCCGCAAGAAGGAUUUGGUGGAAGCUGUGAAAAACAUCCCCCUGGAACGUACAUCAAACAAUCGCGACAUAGGUUUAGCCAUGAGCUUUGUGGGUAGAAAUGUUUUUAAACGUAUUCGCCAGGGUGUUCUGAUCAGAAAGGUGGCGAUCUUCCUCUCUGGUGGACAGUCCAAUGAUCUGACAUCCAUAAUCACAGCUGUUCUACAAUACAAAGCUCUGGAUAUAAACCUUGGUGUCAUUGGAUUUAGGGACACUCCAAAUGUUCGGCGUGCUUUUGGGGCUGAUGAGACAGAAAGCUUUAUUUUGUCUGUGCUGGGCACAUCAGAUACCCAGAGUGCACCACUCGAAAGGAUCCAGCGAUGUGUCAUCUGCUUUGAUCCUUGCAAUCCAGCUGGAGGUUGUCCACGCACCAGCGAGGCUUCCACUUCAAAGGAGGUAAACAUGGAUCUGGCUUUGUUGGUAGAUGGUUCCCGGAACAUCCAGGCUGAUCAGUAUGAUGGAGUAAAGCAAGUGCUAGGCACAUUGUUGGACCAGCUUGUAGUGAGUGCUCAGCCCAGUAAACUUGACAGACAGGCACGAGUGGCACUUUACCAGCAAAGCUCAUCAUAUAGUGAGGUCCAGGCUCCAGUCAAGCAGAUCUUCACUUUCCAACAGUUCCAAGACCGCAACCUGAUGAAGCAAAGCAUAUUUGAAAAUCUACAGCAGACUGGUGGCUACUCCAGGCUGGGUCAAGCCAUGGAAUUUGUAAUCAUGGAGAAUCUUUUCACUGUUUCCAAGCCUCGAAAAUACAAGAUGGUGCUGCUUAUAGUGGGAGGAGAGACAGAAUAUUCUGAUAGAGAAAAAUUGGACUUUAUCUCCAGAAUGGCAAAGUGCCAGGGUGUGGUGGUUUGUACUCUUGCAGUUGGUGAUCAUUUCAACAGCACUCAGGUAGAGGAACUUGCCAGCUUUCCCACAGAGCAGCACAUAGUUCACUUGGGCCAUGUAAAGCAAGGAGAGCAGGAGUACGCUCGCCGCUUUAUAAGGACUUUCCUACACAUUCUGAGUCGGCAAAUGAACACCUACCCUUCUCCAUUGUUCAAACAACAAUGUGAGCGUCUUCAGCAACAGCAAGGACAAGGUAAAGGUCCUGUCCUUGAUGUCUUUGAGGCUGUCAAUAGACCACCCAUUACCAGGUUUCCUCUCACAGGAUCUGCUUACACUGAGAUUAAAGAAAAAGAAUUUGUGGAGGAGAUUGAAGACACAGAUUUUUUAGAACAAAAAGGGCCACAGAUUGAGACUGAGCAUAAAGAUGAGGAUGGGCUCUUCUUGGGACCUGGAAAGUCAAAUGCCGAGUGUUUGCUGCAUAUGGACAGUGGCACCAUGUGUGAAGAGUAUGUCAAAAGGUGGUACUAUGAUAGUGAGGUUGGUGCAUGCUUACUCUUCUGGUAUGGCGGUUGUGAUGGCAACAGCAACCAAUUUAGCACGGAAAUUGAAUGCUACAAAACAUGUGUCCUGAACACCACAGAUGUGUGCUACUUGAAAAAGAAUGAUGGGCCCUGUACAAAUUAUGUACUUAAAUGGUUUUAUGAUCAAAACAAAAAUCAAUGCAUUCAGUUCUGGUAUGGAGGAUGUGAUGGAAACCUUAACAGAUUUGACAGUAAGGAGCAAUGUGAAACCCGAUGUGUGGACCUUCAUACCCUACAGUGACUUUAAUCAAACUACUUACAAUGCAAAAAUCAAGUUACCAUCAAAUUUUCUGUUUUCAUAUGAAUUAGCACAGUAGGAUAUAAAGAAGAAUACUUUAUGUCCAUUUUACUCAAAUAAUCUAGACACGUUAUACCACAUGUAAUAGCAUUUUAUCUUCUGAAAGUGGCAUUUUCAUAGUGCUGACAAAAUGAUGUCUUCUGACACUGUAACUCUGUAACUUUAUAAAAUAAAUAUGAUCCACUAAAAUGAAUAUUGCAGUUCACCAUGAACGAAAGUAUGGAAACCAUGAAUGUGUUCAUGCUUUAAUAAAAUAACAUAUGGUACUGUAUUCCCUUCGUUUUAAAUUUACUAUCCACACCAAUUGAAAAAUUCAUUUGGUAUUGCAUUAACUGCUUUAUCCUGAUCAUGGAUGUAGUGCAAGCUAAGAAAACACUUUGGAUGAAAUACCAGCAGGACAGCCAUAUGUAUACACAUUCACAACUCUAGGACACAAGCUUAGUAUCAACCUCUGCAGGCAUGGAUGCAUGUCAUCCUUCAUUUGUAACAAUUAGGGCAUGCCAGUGGGUGAAUUACUGCAAUAGACAAGUGUACAGUUAAAAAUGUGUGCCACCCUGGCACCUAAUGAUAGCCUCUCGAUCCAUCACAACCAUGACCAGGAAAACAGUAACUAAAUAUGAAUGAAUUAAUUUUAAUAGCCAGUGUAUUAUGUUUAUUGUUUUUUACAUGAUGUUUAAUGUUAAUAGCCUGUUACAGGUUGUUAAUGUGGAAUUAAAAAAUAAAUAAAUAAAGCCUCCUAUACUGAG